This is a messenger RNA of Chrysoperla carnea, 2964 nucleotides long. RefSeq names its product chaoptin-like. The transcript has 8 exons. The coding region runs from base 43 to 2964 and encodes 973 amino acids. NCBI's taxonomy places the organism in Eukaryota, Metazoa, Arthropoda, Insecta, Neuroptera, Chrysopidae. Gene Ontology annotation, molecular function: protein binding. The record is from RefSeq and is a predicted model, not a curated record.
CAGCAAUACCAUCGGGAUAAUGCAAAUUGUCCUUUCAAUACAAUGUGUACCUGUCAAUGGAGUUUACCUAAUGAUGAGGCCAUUACUCUACAAUAUGGUGAAGAAAUUGAAGGAAUGGAUAUAAAUAAUUUACAAAGUGUUGCAUGUCUUGGAGUGCCAUUGACUAAGUUACCAACUUUACCACAGGGGCGUAUUGUACAAAUGGAUGUUGCCGAUUCAGGAUUAGGUGCUAUUCACGCUGAAUCAUUGUCUUCAUCGACAAUUGAAUCCCUUAGGUUGAUGAAUAAUAAUAUUCGGCGUAUUGAAGAUAAGGCGUUCAGUUCAAUGGUGCAAAGUUUAUCAUCGCUGGAUUUGGCAUAUAAUAAUUUCGAUUCAAUACCAUUUAACGCAUUACAUGAGUUACAAAAUUUACAAUGGCUGAAUUUAAUCGGAAAUCAAAUUCGUUCGGUGGAAGGCGAUUGGUCGUUUAUGCAAAACACAUUAACAUCACUGUUAGUUAGCGAAAAUGAUAUCACAAAAUUACCUAGAAUUGAAACCGAUGAACAAGAUUCAAACACAAUGUCCAUAAAAAAUCUUCGCGUCCUAACAACUCUAAACUUAGACGGCAAUAAAUUAAUUAACGUCGAUGAAUUUUCUUUACCAAAAACUUUACAAACAUUAGGAUUAAGCAAUAAUUUAAUAAAAGACUUCCCAAUAAAGUUACUAGAAUCAUUACCCCGAUUACAAUGGUUAGAUUUACGUAUGAAUCAAAUUGGGCAGAUACCCAUGCAUACAUUUCAACCAUUUAAACAAAUGGAAAAAUUUGAUCUAGGCGAAAAUAAUAUUCACCAUCUCGAAAAACAUUUGUUUAAUCACACAAUCCAAAUACAUGAUUUUAUAUUAGAUUUUAAUUCCAUUGUCGAAAUACACAACGAAACAUUUUUUGGAUACAAUCAGGUUAUUGAAAUGAAUGAAAGUGAUUUAAAUGAUUGGUCUAAAAAUUUAAAAACAUUAGUUUUACGGAGCAAUCGUAUUACAUAUUUAGAUGAAAAUACAUUUAAUUUUACUCAAGAUUUACGUGAGUUAAGUUUGAGCUUUAAUCCAUUGAAUUAUUUACAUCCAAACUUAUUCAAAAGUAUUGGCAAGACUUUAGAAACUUUAGAGUUAUCAUUUGCGUUGUCCGAUGAACUGUAUCCUUACGAGAUACUAAAGCCUUUAGUAAAUCUUCUAUGGCUUUCUAUUGAUAACAACAAUAUCGAAGUAUUACCAAAGUAUGCUUUUGAUUCAAUGCAAAAUCUACAAUAUUUAACAUUUGAAUCAAAUAAACUUAUCAAUUUAGAAACAAACACUUUUAAAUCAGAUAUUCAUACACAAUUAACAGAUUUACGAUUAUCAAAUAAUCGUCUCGAAGCGAUUAAUUCACACACAUUUCAAUCAUUAGAAUCUUUACAAAGUAUUGCAUUAGAUGGAAAUAUUUUAAAAAAACAUACAUUUUUUGGAUUAGAAUCACUACAAAUAUUAGACUUGUCAAACAAUAGUAUUGAACAACUUCAUAUUGGACAAUUUUCUAAUCUUAAAGAAUUACGUAUAUUAAAUUUAGAACAUAACCAUUUACGAUUUUUACCAAAGGAUUUGUUUCGUAAUACCAAAUUAGAACGAUUGUUAUUAAAUUCCAAUGAAUUUAUAACCGUUCCUAAUGCUAUUUAUGAUAUUGGAUUCACGCUACGUGAUUUACAAUUAUCUGAUAAUAAUAUUGAACAUAUUGAUAGUACAAUGUUUUUAUCAAUAUCAAAUUUAUUAAAUUUAGAUUUAAGUAAAAAUCGAUUGAACUUAAUACCUGAUAAUGUAUUUACUAGUUUAAGUCAUUUGCAAAAAUUGGAUUUAAGUUCAAAUCCAUUACGUGCCAAUUAUAAAGAAUUAUUCCAUUAUGCACAAUCAUUAAAACAUUUAAAUUUAGCUAAUGUUGGUAUGCGUGUUAUACCAGCAUUACCUUUACCAAAUUUAAUAUAUUUAAACAUAUCAGCAAAUUUGAUAGACGAUAUACCUAAGUAUGCAUUUAAAAGUUUAGUAAAAUUACGAAUAUUAAAUUUAAAAAAUAAUAUGUUAAAGACUGUACCUUCACAUGCAUGGACCUAUUUACACGAAUUAAAAAAAUUGGAAUUGUCACACAAUCCUAUCAAGAAUUUAGAUUAUUUAUCAUAUUUUGAUCCUGAAGCACUUACUCAUUUGAAGCAUUUGAGUGAAUUAACCAUACGUCUUACAAGUAAAUUAUCAUUGAAGAAAAUUUUAUCUAACAUCACAUCCUUGCAAACAUUGUCUUUAGAAGUCACAGAGCCACACCUUACAAAGGAACAUUUACAUGGGAUAUUAACGACACGUAUAAAAAAUUUGGAAAUUUGGGGUGCAGAAUUGAAAUCAAUAAGUGAAGGCGCAUUUAAUGAUUUAGAAAAUAAUGCCGAACUUCUAUUAAAAAUACGUCACACUCAAAUUGAGGAGCUAUCUAGUGGUAUAAUUUCAAGCUUUUAUCGAGUACCACAUUUACGUCUUGAUUUUAGGCAUAAUCAAAUGCAAUCAAUAACACCAGAUAUAUUUUAUAUGAACAUGACUACGUGGGAAAAUCUUGGAACAAAAUUAAUAUCAGGUGGAAUAUUGCUAAGUGAUAAUCCUUGGGCGUGUGAUUGUCGUUUAAUAUGGUUAGGUCAUUGGCUACGUCGAUGGCUUGUUGAAAGUUUACAAGUUCAUUCUAUGAAUCCAGAUAAUGCCCAAAAUGCACGUGAUCAAAUUCGGCGUGCAUAUUGUACACAUUUGGAUACUGGUACAAGAACACCAAUAGUUGAUCUCCGUCCAGAGCACAUGUCCUGUGAAGCGAGUGCUUUAAGCAGAACAACACAGCUUACAUCACAUUCCAUUCACUAUCUUAAAACAUUAAUUACAUCAUUUGUAAUUUUAAUUACACUCAAUUGUGUGGUCGAUAUUUACAUAUAA